This is a messenger RNA of Serpula lacrymans var. lacrymans S7.9, 328 nucleotides long. RefSeq lists its product as uncharacterized. The record is from RefSeq and is a predicted model, not a curated record. Bases 1 to 210 code for a protein of 69 amino acids. NCBI's taxonomy places the organism in Eukaryota, Fungi, Basidiomycota, Agaricomycetes, Boletales, Serpulaceae. The transcript is spliced from 2 exons.
AUGGGCACGGUUGCGUUUAUGCCUGAGAAAGAGAUAGUUGGCCAGCUAGAGCUAGAAGAAGGUUGGCAGUUGUACGCCCCGACCCCGAGGUUUAGGUGUGGUCAGAAGGCGACAUACACGGUUGAAGUGACUUGCCAGGGAUGCAGCCUUGUGUACGAACAAAUCCGUUCACUUCCUCCGCUUGCGUUUGACCUUUUCCAGAUCAUAUAGGAAAAUUGUAUGCUUUGUUUUCAAGGUUGAAGUACAAGUUCUAGUGUACCCAUACCACUAGAUACUGCUCUUAGACAGCCACGUGUUGAUGGGGCCAACAAUCGAUCCAUUUUUACUU